AUGGCAUCAUCAAAGAGCACCGGCGCGUCGAAGCCGUCUAGCUCGAGAUCAGCCACGGCACCUGGCUCGUCCUCCGCAGCGGCGUUCACAUCCAACUCGGCGGCCUCGUCACAAUCGUCUACACCGGAGCCUGCAAACACAACACUACCGGAUCCGAAGACAGAUCUUCCAGCAUACCUACUCAAGUUGCAGUCAGCGUUACAGCCGCUUACACGAAAUGCAGCAGCUAUCCCAACACACGGCGAUCUCGCCUUCCAUCGCAGUAUGGAUCGCAAGCUUGCCAAGAAGCUCGACUCGGAAUCAGAUCGUUUACUUGAGUCUAUCUCUCAGCUUGCAUCCUGGAUUGCUUCCGGCCCUAAGGCGCCCAAGAUCCCGCUUGCAAAGAACGCUGCUGCUUCUUCGAGUAAGAAGUUAAAGUCGAAGGUCGACCUCGAUUUGGAUCUAGCGGAUGUUACAACGAACGAGUCCUUUGCAUCGAAUCUCGGAGAGCUGGUGGAUCAUUUGAUGGAGAGCGCGGAUACGUGCCUCGAUGAGUACACAGGCAAGCUCGCACCACGCAAUGUUGCCGCGCAAGAGAAUUCGGCCGGAGGAGCACAGACAGAGUCGGCCAACGGACGGAUGCAAGCUAUGACAGCAGUCCAGAACGGCAAGGCUUUGCCCAAAACAGGCAACCUCCCAUCAUGGGUCCUGAACGCUCCCAUCCCUCCACCGCAGAAGAACUUCACGACCAAAGCCGACAACUCGACCGAUACCUUGUGGCAGCCGAACCUCAAGUAUGGCAAGCCUAACGCAAUGGUCCCUCUUGGUCACACGAACCCUCAGCGACUAGGUGCCGACGGUCAAACAUUGCCAAGAGGCCCAAGACGAGGCAUGUACUGUGCCGAAGGAGACCCCUUAGACAACCCUUACUAUCACGAGAUUCUUCAUUCCUCACCACCUAUACACGCCUUGUCCAAGCCAGAUCCAGCAACCAAGGACAACCCGCCACCACGGCUCAAUGAGAAGGACCCUUCGCUUUCCACCGAUGCAUGCCCCUUCCAAUGGGUCUCCACCAAAGCCCAGAUCGAACAGCUCAGAGACCAUCUUGAUGAGGACCGAGUGAAGGAGAUCGCUAUUGACCUCGAACACCACUCUUACCGCACAUACCAGGGUAUUGUCUGUCUCAUGCAACUCUCAACACGAUGGGGAGACUGGAUCAUCGACACCCUCUCUGAUGAGGUUCGACAGCAUGCAGAGCUGCUCAACUCUUCUUUCACCGAUCCGAGCAAGGUCAAAGUUUUGCACGGUGCCAACCAUGACGUGCUCUGGCUCCAGCGGGAUCUCGGAUUGUAUCUUGUCAACCUGUUUGACACCUACCACGCAACAAACGUCCUCAUGUUCCCCAGUCAUGGUCUGAACUACCUCAUGGCAAGGUACUGCAACUUUGACGCUGACAAGCGCUACCAGCUCGCAGAUUGGAGAAUACGACCCCUCCCCAAAGAGAUGCUCUACUACGCUCGAAGCGACACCCACACACUCCUCUACAUCUACGACAACCUUCGACAUGAGCUGAUGGAAUCUGGCGGUCUCGAUGCAAUCCGUGAAGUCUUCAACCGCAGCAAAGACGUUGCAAUGUCGACUUAUGCAAAGGAAGAAUGGGACAGCCAAGGCGAAACGCGCGAAGGCUGGCGAAGCGUAUGGAGGAAGUGGGGUGGUGAAGCAGCUCUCGGCACUGAAGAUCGAAGGGAGCUCAGCCAGAUGAAGAAAGAAGAACGCUUGGUGCGGGCACUGCACAAGUGGAGAGAUGGUGUAGCAAGAGAGGAGGAUGAGUCGCCAAGGUACAUCCUGGGUGCGAACAAUCUGAUGAUGUUGGCUGCCAGAGCACCGGUCAAGCCUGAGGGAGUACUCGCGUGCGUUCCUCCCAAUGCUUCGGGAUUGAAAAAGAGGAUCGGAGAACUGGCCAAGUUGAUUAAGGACGAGGUCGAGGCUUGGGAGAAGCAUCAGGAAAAGCUAAGCGAGGAGAAGAGACAGAAGCUGGCGGCUGGGCUAUUGCAGAAUGGUGACGGAGAUGCGGAGAUGGAUGUUGGUGAGGCUGUUGCUCGACCACAGGUCGAGCAAGUCGCAACGGCCAUCCCUGCUACAAAGAGCACAGUCAACUCUCGGUCGAUCUCAGCAAUCAGCACUGCAGCCAGCAAAGACCCUAAAGUCGAUGUCUCGGUUUGGUCCGAGGCCUCCGCUUCCGCUCCAGCCACUCAGGCAGCAGCAUCGAAGGCAGGCAUCCGGGGCGCGGUUCGAUCUUUCGCUUCGAACUUGUUCGGUCGCUCGGCUACCACCGUCCCUGCUGGCCCUGUCUCCGACGCAGCUUCGACCAGGCCCACGCUUACUUCCCGAUCAUCGAAGCUCUUUGGCACCCUCUCCACUCACUCAUCCAAUGUUGCCGGUGAGAAGAUCAAAGCAGUCAAAGCAGGAUUCGCUGAUCAAGUAGCUGGAUUGCUUGGCAGAACCUCUACUUCUACCGGCUUUGCAGACGAAGACAUCGUGAUGCAAUCCGAAAGCGUCGCGUUCGUUCCUCGCGAGGAGCGAACAACGCUCGAACCCGCCCCUGAGCCCGCACAGGAGGAGGCAGUUGAGUCAGAGGAGGAAAAAGAGAAGGAAGAAUACAUCGUAGUCUCCUCCAACAAGUCCAAGUCGAAAGCCAAGGCAUCCAAACCAUCUGCUUCUCAGCCUCAGGCCGACGGAACGUCUUCCAAAAAGGAGCUCAAGAAGAAGCGCAAAGCUGAGGCUGCCGCUGCCGCUGCGGGCUCCAACGCUGACGCUGUUGCGCCUGCUGCCAAGAAGAGGAAAGGAAAGUUCGACGAGGAGUUCGACUUCUCUUCCGCCCCCAACGCUUUCGAGACGCCAGUGGUUAAGAAGGAGGAAAGGAAAGAGAAGGUCGGGAAGGCUAAGCCCAAAGGUAAGGGCGAGAAGAAGACAGAGGAAGCCAUCUUCAGACAGCCGAGAGACAGGGCUCGUAGAAAGACUGAUAUGGGGAGCACUAUGUAA
This is a messenger RNA of Ustilago hordei, 3021 nucleotides long. RefSeq lists its product as uncharacterized. Lineage: Eukaryota; Fungi; Basidiomycota; Ustilaginomycetes; Ustilaginales; Ustilaginaceae. The record is from RefSeq and is a predicted model, not a curated record. Gene Ontology annotation, molecular function: nucleotide binding; 3'-5'-RNA exonuclease activity; nucleic acid binding. The transcript has a single exon. Bases 1 to 3021 code for a protein of 1006 amino acids. Gene Ontology annotation, biological process: nuclear polyadenylation-dependent CUT catabolic process; TRAMP-dependent tRNA surveillance pathway; nuclear polyadenylation-dependent snoRNA catabolic process. Gene Ontology annotation, cellular component: nucleolus; nuclear exosome (RNase complex).